Molecule: messenger RNA, 867 nt
Organism: Linderina pennispora
Lineage: Eukaryota; Fungi; Kickxellomycota; Kickxellomycetes; Kickxellales; Kickxellaceae
Exons: 1
Coding region: 1-867 (288 amino acids)
Source: RefSeq, a predicted model, not a curated record
AUGCUGGCUUCCGCGCGCUCUCUCUCAAAGCAGGUGCUCAGCCACCGCGCCCAGAUCCAGCAGCAAACCAAGUCGCAGCUCAAGCAGCACAACCAGCAGCCGCGCAGCGCCCGGGACACGCGCGACGCGCCCGAGGACCUCCAGGUGCUGGAGAAGAUGCGGCAGGAGAACCGGGAGCGCAAGAAGCGCUGGCGCGAGCUCAACGAGGAGCGCAACAAGGACAACGACCUGCGGUGCCGGGUCAACAAGCGCGCAACGCAGCUGUACGGCGCGCAGUCGACGCCGGCCAAGGAGAAGUGGAUAGUGGAGGAGUUUGAGCGGCGGCAGCAGCGCCGCAAGGACAAGGAGCGCCGCAAGCAGCAGCAGAAGAUCCCCACCAACUUCAGCCAGUACUCGGCGCUGCCCCCGCACCAGGUCAGCGCGGCACACGAGUUCUGGCGCGGCGCGGCGGAGCGGCAUGCGGUGGAGCAGAGCAAGGAGCUGGUGUUUAGGCAUUAUGUGGAGCCUGCGGUCACGGGCGGAUUGACGCUGCCGCCGCUGAGCAGCGUUAUUCCCAAAGCCUUGAUGCAUGCCCCCGAGGAUGCCAAGACACGUGAGCUGCCCGAGAUGCAUGCGGGCGAGCUCAGCUCCACCCCUACUCUGGCUGUGCCCUCGAGGUCCCAGUCGUUUAGUGCGCGCCAUGUGCGCCCGUGGGAGGAGGAGAGCCUGCCUGAUGACGACCUUUUGGCGCUGGCCAACCCCGAUAUUAGCCGCACCCCGACGCUCAUGUCCCCGAUGCCGGCCGACAAGGACCUGGGCGGCCUGGCCGAAGCCGCCUUCUCGCUGAUGUCGCUGUCGUCGUCGAGCGCGGGCUCGCCCAUGCCCUGA